UUUCCUUUCCCGUGUCUAUAGGCAAAGCAUGUGAAAUUUUAGACAUAACAAACUUUGUUAUUCAUUUCCUACCACACACACAAAUACAAUACAAACUCCUAAAAUUUUGUAACCACCUUUGAACACUCUUCAUUCUCUCUUUCUUUCACUGCCAAAUAAACCAAAAGAGGUAACAAACAAACAAAAAACUCUUAAUUACUAAUUAACUGCAAUUAUAACUUCCAUCUUAUUAUUACAGGCAUGAUCUUCACCAUCUCUUUGAAGAUAUAGUAAAAGGACAGGAGACAUUGAUCAUGGUCAUCAUCAAUGGAAUAAUGCAAAAAGAAAAGAUUGAAUCAGAAAGCUGAUUAGAGCUUGAAGUUUCCUCUAGCAUGCCAUUGAAUGAGUGUUUGAUAUAUUAUGAAGCUUAUGCUCUUUUUUGAGUAUAAAUGAGUGUUUGAUACAAGUGUAUGUAAUGGAUUUCAAUGAUGGCUAUGUAUCGAAAGAGCAUCGUGAGCUUCAUCAAUCUGUAUCAGAAAGUGCAGAUUCAGUAUCUAUUUCUGCUUUGCAACUUUCACCUAAGUCACCAAAAUCUCCUAAAUCACCUAGGUCUCUAAAGGUGCAAGUCAAAGGAAGCAAUUGGAGUCCAAAAAAUAAUAGGCAAUCACAUUCUCCAAAAGAUGGACGUCCAAAGAAAGGUGGUUCUGGGGGUAAAGGCACCUGGGGUGGAUUGCUUGAUACAGAUGACAUGAAUUCUCUUGACCCUAAUGACCCAAAUUAUGACAGCACUGAGGAAUGUGAUGAUUUAAAUUCAAAUGAAAAGAAAACGAAUCCUGCAUUGGAAGAGUACAAGAAAAAAGCUACAAUAAUAGUGGAAGAGUAUUUUGCCACUGAUGAUGUUGUUUCAACAAUGAAUGAACUUAAAGAAGUUGGAAAACCAGAAUACAGUUACUAUUUUGUCAAAAAGCUUGUGUCUAUGUCAAUGGACAGACAUGACAAAGAAAAAGAAAUGGCUGCUAUUCUUUUAUCAGCACUUUAUGCUGACAUAAUUCACCCUUCACAAGUUUACAAAGGUUUCACCAAAUUAGUUGAAUCAGCUGAUGAUUUGAUUGUUGAUAUACCGGACACGGUCGACAUUCUUGCGCUUUUCAUAGCUAGAGCUGUGGUUGAUGACAUUCUUCCUCCAGCAUUUUUGAAGAAACAGAUAGCUAACUUACCAAUAGAUUCUAAAGGAGCUGAGGUCUUAAAGAAAGCUGAUAAAAGCUAUCUAACAGCUCCUUUGCACGCCGAAAUCAUCGAGCGGCGAUGGGGAGGAAGUAAGAACACAACAGUUGAUGAUGUCAAAGCAAGGAUAAACAACUUUUUGAAGGAAUAUGUAGUAAGUGGUGACAAGAAAGAAGCUUUUAGAUGCAUCAAAGACUUGAAAGUUCCUUUUUUCCAUCAUGAGAUAGUGAAAAGGGCUCUUAUUAUGGCAAUGGAAAAGCGUCAAGCAGAAACGCCUUUACUCGAUCUAUUGAAAGAAGCGGCAGGAGAAGGUUUCAUCAACACAAGCCAAAUGUCUAAAGGUUUCAGCAGGUUGAUUGACCUUGUCGAUGAUUUAUCACUUGACAUACCAAAUGCACAUGGACUACUUCAAAAACUAAUGUCGAAAGCAGCGUCCGAAGGUUGGUUAUGUGUGUCAUCAUUGAAAUCACUUACUAUAGAGACUGAAAAGAACAACUCAAUACAAGACAAUGUUGCAAGAAGUUUCAAGACGAAGAGUCAAUCCAUCAUUCAGGAAUACUUUUUAUCAGGCGAUAUUUUUGAAGUGAACAGUUGUCUAGAACAAGAGAACAAAAAAAACUGCGGCGAAUUAAACGCGAUCUUCGUUAAAAAGCUAAUAACUCUUGCAAUGGAUAGAAAGAAUAGAGAGAAAGAAAUGGCUUCUGUGUUACUCUCAUCUCUUUGUUUCCCACCUGACGAUAUUGUGAGUGGUUUUGUGAUGCUCAUAGAGUCAGCCGAUGAUACUGCCUUAGAUAAUCCUGUUGUUGUGGAAGAUCUUGCUAUGUUUCUAGCAAGAUCAGUUGUUGAUGAAGUGAUAGCACCGCAACAGCUUGAAGAGAUUGGAACACAAUGUUUAGGACAAGAUUCCAUUGGGAGCAAAGUACUUCAAAUGGCAAGGUCUUUGUUAAAGGCAAGAUUAGCUGGUGAGAGAAUCUUGAGGUGUUGGGGAGGGGGUGGAAGUAGCAAACCUGGUUGGGCUAUUGAAGAUGUUAAGGACAUGAUAGGUAAACUUUUGGAGGAAUAUGAGUCAGGUGGUGACAUAAGAGAGGCUUGUAGGUGCAUGAAAGAGUUAGGUAUGCCAUUUUUUCAUCAUGAAGUUGUUAAGAAAGCUUUGGUGAUAAUCAUUGAAAAGAAGAAUGAGAGAAUGUGGGGUUUACUCAAAGAGUGUUUUGAAUCAGGACUAAUAACUAUGAAUCAAAUGGUUAAAGGUUUUGAAAGAGUUGAAGAAGCUCUUGAUGAUUUGGCUUUGGAUGUACCUGAUGCUAAAAAUCAGUUUUCAUUUUAUGUUGAAAGAGCUAAGAAUGAAGGAUGGUUGGAUAGUUCAUUUUGUUUCAGAAAUGCAACAGAGAAUGGCACAUGCUAAGUUGUUAUCUUCAACACUAAGUUUUGCUUAUCUUUAUAAUUCAAAAAUUUACAGACAAAUUAAAUGCAGGCAUAAAUUGGCAUGCCACAUGCAUUCAUCAUAACUUCUUAUGUAGCCUUGUAGCAAACUUCAAAUUUCUUUAUACAAUAUUUUUGUUUCAUUUUA
This is a messenger RNA of Cicer arietinum (chickpea), 2770 nucleotides long. RefSeq names its product MA3 DOMAIN-CONTAINING TRANSLATION REGULATORY FACTOR 2. Lineage: Eukaryota; Viridiplantae; Streptophyta; Magnoliopsida; Fabales; Fabaceae. The record is from RefSeq and is a predicted model, not a curated record. Gene Ontology annotation, biological process: negative regulation of DNA-templated transcription.